Molecule: messenger RNA, 1329 nt
Organism: Mesorhabditis belari
Lineage: Eukaryota; Metazoa; Nematoda; Chromadorea; Rhabditida; Rhabditidae
Source: the annotation of a GenBank genome assembly
AUGUCAACGAUUUUCGCGUUGAGCUCCGGCGCGCUUCCGUCAGCCAUAGCUAUUGUUCGACUUUCUGGUCCGAAGAGUGGCGAGGUGUUGCGCGUGAUGUCAAGACGGCGAAACGGAGUGCUCGAUCCGCGGAAAAUGUUCUACACGCGACUCCACGAUCACGACGAAACGCUCAUCGACACAGCGAUGGCCGUUUAUUUGCCCGGCCCCUCAACGUUCACCGGUGAAGACACGGCCGAAUUAUUCGUGCACGGAAGCCGCGCCGUUGUCAACACCCUCGCCCGCUCACUUUCCCAAUUUGAUGGGGUUCGACACGCAAAAAGGGGCGAAUUCUCGAAAAGAGCCUUCUACAACGGGAAAAUGGAUCUGGCGGCCGCGCGGGGGCUUCGCGAUCUCAUUCACGCCGAAACUGAUCGACAACGGAGAGUCGCUCAAAAGCAGAUGGACGCCGGGCCAGCGGUUCGUCAACUACGCGAGGAUUUGGUGGAAGCGGUUGGCCGGGCCACAUUGUUAAUCGAUUUCGGAGAGCACGUCGAUUGCACGCUCGACGAAGUGAAAGUCCAAUCCCUUGCCAUUCUCGAGAAACUCCGCAAAAUGGUCUCUUCGUCGAGAAGCGCCGAAAUCGUGCACCGUGGCUUGCGCAUCGUGUUGGUUGGCCGGCCGAACACCGGGAAGAGCAGUUUGAUGAAUCGAUUGGUGCAACGAGAUGUGGCGAUCGUUUCGGAAACAGCUGGUACAACAAGGGAUAGCAUUGAGGUUCGCCUCGUGCUCAACGGGAUCCCGACCACACUGACCGACACGGCAGGCCUUCGCGAAACGGAUUGCACUGUCGAAAGAGAAGGGGUUGCAAGAGCGAAAAAGAGAAUUGAAGAAGCCGACAUUGCGCUGGCCAUUUUCGAUGCGAGGAGACCAGAAGAACUCGCCGAGAUCAUCGCCGAGAUCGAGAGCGUCGAUAAAACGUUGUGCAUCGUCCCUGUGGCCAACAAGUGCGAUCUGCUGGAGGGGAAAACGCCCUCAUCCUCCGCCCAAACCGUACAAAACGUGCCCGUGCCCACCUCGGCCAUCACCACCGAUGGAAUCGACGCGUUGCGAGCGAAAUUGGAGAGAGUGGUCGAGGAUUUGUGCCCAGACGAGUCAUCUCCAUCGCUGACUGAGUUUGAGCUGUUGUCGGAAGCGCUUACCGAAGUGGAACAAUCCAUGGAGACGGUUGACGCCGCCCUCUGCGCCCAUCAUCUCCAAAACGCGCUCAACAUUGUCGGCGAGCUGAGCGGCGCCACCGUCACCGAGGCUAUCCUCGAUCGCCUCUUCGCGCAAUUCUGCAUAGGAAAA